AUGAUCUUGCUAGAAGAUAAGUGCGGCAAAAUUCAGGCCACUGUUAGAAAGAAUUUGAUUCCUACAUUUAAGGAGCAGAUUGAAGUAGGUUCAUCAUAUAUGUUUGAAAAUCUUAUGGUAGGUAGCAACCACCCUUCCUACAAAGUUACGACACAUAAGUACAAACUGAAUUUCAUGCAAUCAAGCAAAGUAUUCAAAGUUAAUGCGCCUGAUAUACCUCAAUAUCAUUUUGAUUUCAUACCUUUCUCUGAAAUUUUGAGUGCUACUAAAGAAGACAGGUUACUUGAUAUUAUUGGUCAUGUUGUGGAAACGAAUACUGUCAAUGAAGUUGAGAAAAAUGAAAAAAAGAGUGAGGUUAUGGAUCUGACUAUUGAAGAUUUAGAGAGCAACAAAAUUCAUUGCACAUUGUGGGAGGAUUUUGCAGAAAUGAUGCAGAAACUUAUGGACAACCAUAAAUCUUCUGAUCCAAUAAUCAUGAUACUUCAACAAUGCAAGCUAAAAAAGUUUUUUGGUGUUAUGGGAGUCUCUAAUGCUUACUAUGGAACUAAAAUGAUGUUGAAUGCGGGUUUGAUAGACACUGCUAAUUAUAUAUCUAAGAUGAAUGGUACUGAGAUAGAAAUCACACAAGGAGUGAGUCAAAUGUCUGGUCCAACAAUUCUCCCUCUAGAAGAUGACUUGCUCCAGACACAAAAAAUGACAAUUAAGAACUUGAUAGAAUCCGCUGAGAAAUGUGUUGGUACUAUUCUAGCAAGAACAUGUGAAAUUGAGACAGAUCUUGGAUGGUAUUAUCAAGCUUGCACCAAAGUGUGCAUCAAAGUAUGCUCCAAUUGA
This is a messenger RNA of Lathyrus sativus (Indian pea), 831 nucleotides long. Lineage: Eukaryota; Viridiplantae; Streptophyta; Magnoliopsida; Fabales; Fabaceae. The record is from the annotation of a GenBank genome assembly.